AUGGAUUCCAAAACUCCAGUUACUCUAGCUAAGGUUAUCAAGGUUCUAGGUAGAACCGGAUCUCGUGGUGGUGUCACUCAAGUUCGUGUUGAGUUCUUGGACGACACUUCCAGAACCAUUGUCAGAAACGUCAAGGGUCCAGUCAGAGAAAAUGACAUUUUGGUUUUGAUGGAAUCUGAACGUGAAGCUCGUCGUUUGCGUUAA
This is a messenger RNA of Eremothecium cymbalariae DBVPG#7215, 204 nucleotides long. RefSeq names its product 40S ribosomal protein eS28. Gene Ontology annotation, biological process: maturation of SSU-rRNA; translation; ribosomal small subunit assembly. The transcript has a single exon. The coding region runs from base 1 to 204 and encodes 67 amino acids. NCBI's taxonomy places the organism in Eukaryota, Fungi, Ascomycota, Saccharomycetes, Saccharomycetales, Saccharomycetaceae. Gene Ontology annotation, cellular component: ribosome; cytosolic small ribosomal subunit. The record is from RefSeq and is a predicted model, not a curated record. Gene Ontology annotation, molecular function: structural constituent of ribosome.